This is a messenger RNA of Fundulus heteroclitus (mummichog), 1746 nucleotides long. RefSeq names its product NIPA-like protein 2. The record is from RefSeq and is a predicted model, not a curated record. Gene Ontology annotation, molecular function: magnesium ion transmembrane transporter activity. The transcript has 11 exons. Gene Ontology annotation, cellular component: membrane. Lineage: Eukaryota; Metazoa; Chordata; Actinopteri; Cyprinodontiformes; Fundulidae. Bases 151 to 1248 code for a protein of 365 amino acids. Gene Ontology annotation, biological process: magnesium ion transport.
CAGAGGCGAACUUUUCCUCCUGACUUUGGCGUGGAGCCGCACUAGACGUGGGAUGCUCUGGAAUCGUUUAGCGGGAUAAAGAUGUGAUGGGACUGGCGGUUCCGACAGAGGAACAUUUCCUUCCUACACGAUAAGAAACUAAAACAAAACAUGGAGAAUUCCAGUUCUUUUAACGCCAGUGCGCCUUUAAUUUCUGCGGAGGCUCUGCGAGCGGAGAUCCUGGAGAAUCCUCUGCAGAACUAUCUCCUGGGAAUCAUCAUCUCCAUAUGUGGGAAUGUGCUCAUCAGCGUUUCACUCAACAUACAGAAAUACGCCCAUGUCCGCCAGGCUCAGCGUGGCUCCAAGCCUUAUUAUACGUCUAGGAUGUGGUGGAGCGGCGUGGUCCUCAUGGGCAUCGGGGAACUGGGGAACUUUGCAGCCUACGGCUUUGCCCCAGCAUCGCUCAUAGCCCCACUGGGCUGUGUGUCUGUGAUAGCCAGUGCUGUCAUAUCUGUGUUUUUCCUGAAGGAAACGGUCCGCGCCUCUGACAUUGUUGGUGGCAGCCUGGCCAUAACUGGAACAUACGUCCUGGUGACCUUUGCACCCCAUGCGUCCACACACAUCACCGCUCAUCUGGUCCAGUACUAUGCCAUCAGCUGGCACUUCCUGCUUUACCUUUUUGUAGAGGUCGUCCUGUUUUGCAUUCUGCUCUAUCUGUACAAGAGGAGGGGUGUGAAGCACAUUGUCAUUGUGAUGCUGCUGGUGGCCCUGCUUGCUUCUCUUACAGUGAUCUCGGUCAAAGCCGUGUCUGGGAUGAUCACAGAAUCGAUAAAAGGCCAGCUGCAGCUCAUCUACCCCAUCUUCUACGUCAUGCUCGUCGUCAUGGUGGCCUCCUGUGCUUUCCAGAUCAAAUUCCUCAAUCAGGCAAUGAAAAUGUUUGACGCCACAGAGGUGGUUCCCAUAAACUUUGUGUUUUUCACAGCAAGCGCCAUUGUUGCAGGGAUUAUAUUUUACCAGGAAUUCGAAGGCUUGGCUUUACUGAAUGUUUUUAUGUUCUUAUUUGGCUGUCUUCUUUCCUUUGUCGGGGUUUUCCUGAUAACCCGAAACAGACCAAAGAUAAAGCAACAAGAUCCCACUUUUAUUGCAAUGGACAGGAUUCCUGGGAGAAGGAACACGGACAAAGUGCAGCCUGAGGCAAAGACCCAAACAUACGGAUCACUGGCAGCCAAACUCAUGUGCAACAGAGCUGGCGAGACAGACGAUUCAUAGGAACCAUCUCCAUCUGUCAGGACUGCUGUUUCAUUCAGUCUGGGAGUCUGUGCAAAGCACUUCCAGGGUUCAGCAAAAUCUCUUAUUAAAAAGCAGCAAAGACAGGGAGUUGAUUCUUGACAAGAAAUCUGUUUCUCUGUGUUAUCCUCACCGCUGAGGAAAGAUGACUUGGAAAUGAAAUCCAACUGUUCAUGAUUGCCCUAAAACAUCAGAUGCCUCAUCAGCUGCAGUAGAACGGAUUUAGUCAGGUUAACAGUUUUCUGUAGACAGGUGCCAAACGUGAUGUCUAAACAGGCUGAGAAAACAGUAUCCAUCAAAAUAAGUGCACUACUGCCCCCUAAUGGUGGGGGGAAGACCCUUGAUUGAACUUGCUUAACUUUACAAUGAGUCGAUGUAAAUGUUAAUUUAAAAUGUGGUAAACUGUAGUGUUUUUUCCUCCUGUCUUGUGUCGUAAAUACUUUGUGAUGUGUUUGAUUACACCAGCAUGCACCACAGAGA